This is a messenger RNA of Micromonas commoda, 899 nucleotides long. It is a transcript of the gene PSBP1, whose product is annotated as photosystem II oxygen-evolving complex 23 kDa protein, chloroplast precursor. Gene Ontology annotation, molecular function: calcium ion binding. The coding region runs from base 25 to 798 and encodes 257 amino acids. NCBI's taxonomy places the organism in Eukaryota, Viridiplantae, Chlorophyta, Mamiellophyceae, Mamiellales, Mamiellaceae. The record is from RefSeq and is a predicted model, not a curated record. Gene Ontology annotation, biological process: photosynthesis. The transcript is spliced from 3 exons. Gene Ontology annotation, cellular component: photosystem II oxygen evolving complex; photosystem II; extrinsic component of membrane.
UCUUUGCACGCCCUUCAAGUCGAAAUGGCUGCCAUCACCUCCGCUUCCUCCGCCGUCGUGGCGCGCCCCACCUUCGCGGGCAAGACCGAGGCUCUCCGCGCCCGCGCGGUCGCCCCCGUCUCCGCCAAGCGUGCCUCCGUGGUGACCCUGGCCUCCGCUGACGAGACUUCCCGUCGCGCUGCCCUCUCCGUCUUCACCGCUGCCGGUGCUGCCGCGGCCGCGAAGCCCUCCUUCGCCGCCUACGGUGACUCCGCCAACAUCUGGGGUUCCACCACCAACUCUUCCGGUUUCAUCCCCUACUCCGGUGACGGCUACGCCUUCCUCCUCCCCUCCAAGUACAACCCCUCCAAGGAGCGUCCUUUCCCCGGUCAGGAUGCGUACUUCGAGGACAACUUCGACGCGGUGAGCAACAUCUCCAUCCUCGUCGAGAAGUGCGGCAAGUCCAAGAUUGAGGACUUUGGCUCCCCCGAGUCCUACCUUGAGAAGAUCGGCUACCUCCUCGGCCAGCAGGUCUACUCCGGCGAGACCCGCUCCGAGGGUGGCUUCGCGGCCAACAAGGUGUCCUCCGCCGCCGUCCUUGACGUUUUCACCAAGAGCAACAAGGGCAAGACCUACUACUACUACGAGGUGCUCACCCGCACCGCCGACGGUGACGAGGGUGGCCGCCACCAGCUCAUCGCGGCCACCGUGUCCGAUGGCACCCUCUACACCAUGAAGCUUCAGUCCGGUGACAAGCGUUGGUUCAAGGGCCAGGAGCGCGACCUCAAGCAGACCUGGAGCUCCUUCACCGUCGCCUAAGCCAUUAAUACGAUGGCGACAAAACGCGGGGGCCCACGUUUUGUCGAGAGAAGGGUUAGGUUCGUAGAAGUUGGAAUUUGAGAAUCGUGGGAUUUUCCUUA